AUGGCGCGGCUCCACCACCUCCUAGCCCGCGCGCUCGCCUCCCACCACCUCCUUCGCCCGUCCCCGCUCCCUUUCUCACCGCGGCCGACUCUCCCGCUGCACUCGCCGCCGCCGCAUCCCCAUCCCCAUACCCGCAGCCCACCCCCUUUCCUCCCCGCCGCCUCGCGGUACUACGGUUCACCCUUAUCCAGACGGCGUCGGCGCGUUUCAGCCCCGCCGAUGCUGCCGAGGCGGAGGCGGGCGAGGCGGAAGGGCCCCGGCGAGCUCAGCGUGCAGAUUGGCAUCGAGGAAGCCCUCCCCGACGACCCCCUCGUCCUGAGCAUCGCAGAAACGCUUCGAACGGAUGUUGGGAGGGCGAUGAAGCUGGCAUUCCACAAUCUGGAGAACUCGGAGUACAAGACCAGGGACACUUCCAUAAGAAAUGUGGAUAACUAUGACAGCGUCGAGGUCUCUCUGCUGCUCUGCGAUGAUGGUUUCAUCAGGAAGCUGAACAGGGAAUGGCGGGACGAAGACCACGCUACGGAUGUCCUGUCGAUGUCCCAUCAUAUACCGGGGCUUGAUAUCCCCGUGCUGCAGUUGGGUGACUUGGUAAUUUCUGUCGAGACGGCCCGUCGGCAGGCAGAAGAAAGAGGCCAUACGCUUCUUGAUGAGAUGAGAAUUCUCACGGUGCAUGGAUUAUUGCAUUUAUUGGGCUUUGAUCAUGAACUCGGCAAGGAGGCUGAAGAAGAGAUGGAGAAGGAAGAAGAACAAAUAUUAAAUAAUCUUGAAUGGAAAGGGAAAGGACUCAUUAGGAGUGCAUAUCAUUUCAGUACAGACAUGGAUCAUUCAGAAAAUUCUGAUGAGGCCAAUAGCGAUGUAGAGAAAAUGAGCGUACGGGAGGGUCAUCAUCAGCCAAAACUGACCCAUAUAGUAUGUGAUAUAGAUGGACACCUGCAUGCAGAAUCUAUAGAACCUUUGAGAGAGGCUAUAUCACGGGGAGUAACUGUUAUCAUGGUUACUGGGAGGACCCGGGCUUCCACCAUAGCAACUUUCAAGCUUCUUAAUAUAGAAGGAAAAGAUGAAUUUAUAUCGGAGAACUCACCUGGUGUAUUUCUACAGGGUUCACUUGUUUACGGAGGGAACGGCCAACUGAUUUAUAGAGCAAACUUGGAUGUGGAUAUAUGCAAGGAGGCAUGUUUGUACUCCUUAAAGAAUAAAACUCCUCUUGUUCUAUACUGUGAGGAACAAUGUUUGACCUUGUUUGAACAUCCUUCUGUCGACUUGUUGCACACUCUGCACCAUGAGACCAAGGUAAAAGUAAUGCCUUCAGUUGAAGACCUCUUAGAAUAUUCAUCCAUUCAGAAGUUGCUUUUCCUUACCAAUGCGGAGGAAGAUUUAUCUGUCCUAAUACAGCAUUGGUCAGAACUAACAGAAGGGAAAGCAUGUGUUGUCAAAGCGCAGCCAAAUGCACUUGAGAUUGUUCCCCUUAAUGCUUCUAAAGGUGGUGGUAUCAGGGUGCUACUUGACCAUCUCGGAAUAACUGAAGAUUCUGAUCUUGAGGCUGUUGGAGACUAAGGACCUGUUCGGAACCUCUUCGCUCCUCCACAAUUGAUUCUGGAGCAGAUGGAGCUGCAGUGCAAUUUUAUGGAUUAGCUCAAACCGAGCUCUACAUGCUCCAUGGAUUUUCACGGAGUGGACUGCUUCAGAACAGGCUCUAAACCAGAUGGCCAAGCAACAAGUGAUCCAACUGAUAUGAUUAUUGAAGUAUUCUUUAGCAAGAGAGUAUUUAUGGAGAGAGCUUGAGAUAUUUUAAGAAAUGGCAUGUAUGGGAUGCACAGAAGACAACAAUUAGUUGUCCUGCAACCAUGUACUUCAGAAAAGGGAUGUGGAUGUUGGGAGUGACAAGUUUGAUAUAUUUCCUAAGAUGUGGGCGUUGGAGAGAUGUCCUUAAUGGAGCUGAACAGAAAAGAAAACAAGACGAGCCUAUCCAUAUGAUAUCAUGAAGACAAACACCAAUUGAAACGUUUUUCAACUUGUGACUACGUUAUAUAACAACUCCUGUGCCCCUUGAUUCUGAGCAACCUGUCAUUGUCAUUAUUCAUGACAAUAUUGGUUUUCCACAUAAAUACUUGUACAGUUGUCCUUUGAAGAACAUUUGUAAUGAUUGUUUAGCCCAUCGUUCCCCCAUCUGAUGACAAUUUGUUUAUAAGGAAUCAUGGGAAAGUUUAACGGAAGUAGCUGUAAGCUGCUGUAUGAUUUAUUGAGUUCUUCUGAUUA
Messenger RNA from Lolium rigidum, 2256 nucleotides. RefSeq names its product endoribonuclease YBEY, chloroplastic-like. Gene Ontology annotation, biological process: rRNA processing. NCBI's taxonomy places the organism in Eukaryota, Viridiplantae, Streptophyta, Magnoliopsida, Poales, Poaceae. The transcript is spliced from 13 exons. The record is from RefSeq and is a predicted model, not a curated record. Gene Ontology annotation, molecular function: metalloendopeptidase activity. Bases 1 to 1554 code for a protein of 517 amino acids.